AUGGCGGAGGCUCACCAGGCCGUGGCCUUCCAGUUCACCGUCACCCCCGAGGGGUUGGACUUCCACCUCAGCCGCGAGGCCGUCAAGCAGUUCUACCUCACCGGCAUCUCCUCCUGGAAGAAGCGCUUGGUCCGCGCCAAGGUGGGCCGGCGGCGUGUGCCCUGUGCCGGCGCAGGGGCAGGUGCUGCCCCAUCCUCCGAGGGUUUCGCCGCGGGCAGGGGCCAGGCAGCUGCCCGUGAGCAGGGGUGUGUCCCCACCGCCAUCCCCUCUCCCCGGGCGCUGGGGAUGGUGCCGGGGCCGGAGGCGGCACUGACCCUUCCCUCAGUGGGCGCCCGGCCAGCGCCGCGUGACCGGAACGGGGCCGCGGCAGGCAGCACGCGCACCGAGCUGGCGGGCUCCCAUGGGACGUGGCCGUCCUGGCACUGCUGCAGCCGCCUCCUGACCUACGAGAGCCGGACGAUGGUGAGCGCCGCGCUCUUCUCCACCGGCGUCUGGCUCUCUGCCGUCCUGCUCUUCCGGCAGGCGCUGAAGCUGCUCCUCUCCUACCACGGCUGGAUGUUUGAGCCCCACGGCAAGAUGAGCCGCAGCACCAAGAUCUGGGUGGCGCUGAUGAAGGUGCUGUCUAUCCGCAAACCCCUGCUCUACAGCUUCCAGACCUCUUUGCCCAAGCUCCCCGUGCCCCCCGUGGAGGCCACCAUCACUCGGUACCUGGAGUCGGUGCGCCCGCUCAUGGAUGAUGAGAAGUACAGUAAGAUGGAGGUUCUGGCCAAGGAGUUCAAGGAGAAGACGGCUCCACGGCUGCAGAAGUACCUGAUCCUCAAGUCCUGGUGGACAACCAACUACGAGCCUCAGCGGGACGGCGGGCAUCGCCAGUCCCGCACCCUCACGGCUCCUGGUGCUGGACCCUGGGGCCACCCCUGGGUGGGGGCUGUGGCGUGCGUUGGGGUGGUGGGCUCGGGGGGCUUUGCAGGACGUGGGCUCGAGGGGGCUCGGCGGAUGGUGGUGGAUCUGGGCAUCGCCAGCCCCCCACGCCCUGAUGCCGGCGGUGCCGGCAGGGUGCCCUGGGCCGAGGCUCGAGCCCGGUUCUUCAGCCACGGGAAGAACAAGGCAUCGCUGGACGCCAUCGAGCGGGCAGCCUUCUUCCUGACGCUGGAUGAAGAGGAGCACGGCUACAGCCCGGGCCAGGAGGGCUGCAUGGACGCCUACGCCAAGUCCCUGCUGCAUGGCCAGUGCUACGACCGCUGGUUCGACAAGUCCUUCACCCUGGUGGUCUACAAGAACGGGAAGCUGGGGGCCAACGCCGAGCACUCCUGGGCCGACGCGCCCAUCAUCGGGCACCUCUGGGAGGGCACCCCCAAGCUGGGCAUCCCCCUCCUAGGGGCAGUGGGGUCCCAGGGGCUGCCCGGGGGAGCUGGGACAAGCUGGGCCUCUCCGCAGGACAAGGGCUGCUUCUGUCUCACCUACGAGGCCUCCAUGACGCGGCUGUUCCGCGAGGGCCGGACGGAGACAGUGAGGUCCUGCACCGCCGAAUCCACCGCCUUCGUGCGCAGCAUGGGGGACGCCCGGCAGACCCGAGCCGAGCGCCAGCGGCUCUUCAAGCUGGCGGCCGACAAGCACCAGCACAUGUACCGCAUGGCCAUGACCGGGGCCGGCAUCGACCGGCACCUCUUCUGCCUCUACGUGGUGUCCCGCUACCUGGGGGUGGAGUCCCCCUUCCUGGCCCAGGUGCUGUCGGAGCCCUGGCGCCUCUCCACCAGCCAGACGCCGCAGCAGCAGCUGAAGCUGUGCGACCUGAACAAGCACCCCGACCACGUCUCCACCGGCGGCGGCUUUGGCCCCGUGGCAGAUGACGGCUACGGUGUCUCCUACAUCAUCGCGGGCGAGAACCUCAUCAACUUCCACGUCUCCAGCAAGUUCUCCAGCUCCGAGACGGACUCGAAGCGCUUUGGGAGGAACAUCCGCCAGGCCAUGCUGGACAUCGCCGAGCUCUUCGACAAGCCGGCCGAGAAGGCGAGGAAGUGA
Molecule: messenger RNA, 2022 nt
Organism: Nipponia nippon (crested ibis)
Lineage: Eukaryota; Metazoa; Chordata; Aves; Pelecaniformes; Threskiornithidae
Source: RefSeq, a predicted model, not a curated record